UAUGAUACGCACGAUCAAUAAUUCGCACAAAUUUGUAAUUCGUGCAAUAGCAUGCGAUAGCGAGCAAGUGAAUGGGUGAACGGCGAUAGUUCGACGAAUUCGAUGUCGAUCUCGCAGUAACAGCCGAUCCGUGAUCCAUGUAUCAGUAGAAUCAGUACUAUCAAUCGCAAGCGAGAGGUGAUUAAUAUACACGCGCACACACGGAAAGGCCGGUCGGAGCAAAAAAUCAUUGACAGAAAAAGACAAGUAGUAGAGAAAUGAGAUGUCCAAACGCGAACGAAAGUAAGUAGGCGUUUCUCCGACAUUCUGGUUUUCACCUGGGCGUUGUCUCCGUCGAGACCGUUGUAUUUCACUCUUGCUUUCCACGAUGGACGAUAACAGCGCGACGAGGUUAGCUGCGGAUAGCUACGAAAUGGUUAAGGCCUUGUACGACUUCAAGGCCACAUUUGCCAAGACUCUCAGCUUCCGGGAAGGUGAAUAUUUCAUUCUGCUGCAGCGUAAUGUUAAGCAGAAAAACUGGUGGCAAGUUGUAAACAGAGGAGGACGUCUGGGCUAUAUACCCUCCAAUUAUGUUGCCUCUGUGAAGGCGCAGCCCCAGUUCCUGAUUGAUUUUUUGGAAGAUUGUAUACUGACUUUAGAAACGGAAAUUAAGAAGGAUAGCGAGUCAGUGCAGCCUGACAAGCAAGAUCUCUUAGUGAAGCUAACAGAAAGGAAGAAACAAAUCGAACUGAGCAAAAAAUCCAAAAGACAAGCGCCUAAACCACCAGAUUUAGAUUGUGGCAUUAUAUCUAAAGAAACACAUUCUGUGAUUGCUUGUGACAAUACAGAAGGAGAUGUUAGAUCAGCGCCAAGCAAUACCUCUUACGCAACUGCACAAACAACUCUCCGCGGUAAUAACACAGAUCAUAUUCCAGCAAUGGCACAAUGUCAACGGCCGAAUGGAGACGAACAACGUGUUCAAUCACUUCCUCGUCAGUCGUCUUCGGACAUUAUUCAAAAAAUCCAGACAUCGGUUACUGAAGUUCGUAAAACCUCCUCGCAAGGUAGCAUACAUAACAUAUGCAGCAGCUCGCCAAAUAAAAGCAAUUCGCCUGCUAAGAACAGCUCGUCAAUAAAGAGCAAUUCUUUACAAGCUAUUAACUCGCGAAGUGCUUACCAAUUGCUCGAUCAAGUACGCAAAAAUACUCAACUUAGUCAUGAAAUGUCGAAAGUAGCAGUCACAGUUGUAGUGUCUAGCCUGCAGCAGUUGCUGCCAGAAACUGUAAGUCAUUAUCUCGAUGCUUUGCUGCAUCAGCUACAAACACCGUUGACUGUAUCAAAAAUGAGUAUAGAAGAAACUUACGACGCUAAUAGGUUGAAAAUUAUUUUUACCGAAUUGACUUCGUGCAAGGAAGAUUCGCAGCAAAGAAGUUGGAUGCUUUAUGAAGAUGAAUCUAUUAUCGUGGAAUAUAUCAAAGAAUUGACUGAAAUAUUGACUAAUGCUGAUGCAAAUGUAUCGAGACAUGUUUUAAGGCAAGAUCGAUACAAUGGCGUAACUAUAUUAAUACAAUAUUAUCAAAUGGAGACGAGAUGGACUAUUAGACAACUGUUGUUGCAAUCAUUUGGCGUUAUGUGCAGUUUAGAUCCAGUGGUACUAACUAUAAUGUUAAAUAGUAUUCUACCAAUGGAAUUAGCAAGAGAUAUGAAAAGUAAUCCCAGGAAUGUAUUAAGAUUAAAUUAUUCUUCGUUAUUGCUUACAAUGAUUUUUUCAAUGGGUGAACCCAUGCCAGUUACUCAUUUAGAACAACUUGGCUCAGAUUUUAUAUCGUUCUUGCUGGACCUAAUAGAAACACCACCUGAUACAGAUCUGGAAGAUCAAAUCCCAGAUUUAUUCAUAAAUUUGAUAUUAUCCUACAAUUUACAAUUUACAACUUCUGAGAAUAUCGUUCUAAAUGCCCUACGUGAGCGAACUAUAGCCAAGACAUUUACUGAAAAAAUUUUAUUUCUUUUUAACAGAGAAGAGGAUCCGGUACGAAUAUUUGAUCACGAGCCACAACCGCCACACUCUGUACUAAAACUUUUUGUCGACUUGUUUAGUAACGAUGCCAUAGCAAGUCUCUUUUACACUAACGACGUAAAAGUUCUUAUCGAUAUCAUACUACGACAACUUUUUGAUAUGUUUCCGGGUGAUAAGCGUAGACAAUAUCUUGAACUUUGCCGCCGAGUUCUACGCACAUCCAAUUAUAAUGAACAUCGUCACCGAUCUGGAGAUUUAUUAAAAUGUUUUACAAGGAUAUUUUGCGAGGAAACGGCAGACAGUCAUGAAGACCAGCAAGUAGUACGCGAAAUUAGCAACGAAUUUCCACAUUUGUUCAGAAUGUGACAUUUAAUUCCCUCGUCUGAUCAAGAUUUGGACGAAGAUGACUUGCAAACUCUUGUUUAAGUAGCUCUGAGAAUUUAUUAACGGUAAGAAGAGAAACAAAUUUUGUUAAUAGUCUUUACGGCUCUGAGAAUUUAUUAACGGUAAGAAGAGAAACAAAUUUUGUUAAUAGCCUUUAUGGUUCUUCUAUAUUUUAUCUAGUAAAAAGAAACGCACAUAUAGCUUAUGAAAUGAUAAUGAUAUGUUUUAUUACUGCCAUAAAAGUCUUCAUUCUGUUGGUGCUACAAAACGUUACUCUUUAUAUAAAUGAACUAUUUAGUAGGAAAGAUAUACAAAAUUAUUAUAUAUGGCGUAAAACGUAUGAAACAUAACAAAGAAAUCCUUUUCAUUCUUAUUGUGAGGACCAUUGAUAUCUAAGCAUUCCAACAUUUAUAUAAUUAAAUUAAAUUACAUUUAAUAUAGUUGGUAAUAAUGUAUAAGUAAAAUAAUUUAUAUAUAGAGGUUAUAUAUAUUGAGAUAAAACUUUAAUAUAAACACAUGCAGCUGGUACAUACAUUUCUGUGUGUAUUGUUAAAAAACGGAGAAAUUAAAUAAAAUUAUUAGUAUUAUUUCUCCAUAAAGUGUAGUCUAGUCCACAUCUAUAUAUGUCAGAAAUGAACAAUAUUCUAAGUCAUAGAAAUUACAUAAAUUCUAGUUUAUAUUUUAUUUUCCAGAGAAGUAUCAAUACUUUCUUCAAAUAUCAUUAUUUUGCAAAUGUUUUUAUCGUAAAAAUAAAAUUUUAGGUAAAAAUUCAUACGGACUUACUUAUAAGACUUACUUAGGUGCCACUUUAAUCAAUAAACUUGCUAGUCUAUGAUUAGUAACUAUAUUUUUUUAAGCAUGUUAUUCUACAUUAUGUUUGCGACUAUCAACAUGUCAAUUAUAAAGGAAUCUCGAAUUUAAUGUGAUUAUAAUUAAAUGUUAAAUAAAUAAAAAGUUUAGCUCACUGUCACAUAAAAUAUUGCUCUUUUUCUUUUUCUCCAUAACUAGCAAUUUAAAAUCUAAUUUUUAAAAAAUCAAUUGUGUUUUGCUACUUUCUUCUUUUGAUGUAAUUUCUUUCAAAUAUCUCUCAUAAUCCUUAAAUAUAGGUGUUAAUAUACAAAAUGGAUUUACAUCUACAUGGCAUCUUCAUCCAUGUAGCAACGCUUUCAUUUAAUCUUUUCAAUUUUGCGUAAUAAUCCGACGAAUGACUCAAUUUAUAAUAUGAUUAUAUCGAUUUUUUUACUUGUGUUUUUGUUAUCUAAUAUGAAAAUUGUU
Atta colombica is the source of this 3655-nucleotide messenger RNA. Its product is annotated as NCK-interacting protein with SH3 domain. The record is from RefSeq and is a predicted model, not a curated record. The coding region runs from base 368 to 2362 and encodes 664 amino acids. Gene Ontology annotation, biological process: endocytosis. NCBI's taxonomy places the organism in Eukaryota, Metazoa, Arthropoda, Insecta, Hymenoptera, Formicidae. Gene Ontology annotation, molecular function: Arp2/3 complex binding; protein binding. The transcript is spliced from 9 exons.